Homalodisca vitripennis (glassy-winged sharpshooter) is the source of this 2607-nucleotide messenger RNA. RefSeq names its product N-acetylgalactosamine kinase-like. The annotation marks the transcript as partial. Gene Ontology annotation, molecular function: galactokinase activity. Lineage: Eukaryota; Metazoa; Arthropoda; Insecta; Hemiptera; Cicadellidae. The record is from RefSeq and is a predicted model, not a curated record. Gene Ontology annotation, biological process: galactose metabolic process. Gene Ontology annotation, cellular component: cytosol. The transcript has 2 exons.
AGGCAGAGAGGGUGGCCCAGUUUACCAGCCAGUUGUGGUGGAGAUGGGACGCUGACCUUCCUUGGACAACUCAUGUCGCAGUCUCACAGCAGUCUGCGUGACCUGUACCAGUGCAGCCACCCACAGUUGGAUAGGCUGGUCAGUGUGGCCACCGCGGCUGGUGCUCUUGGCGCUCGGCUUACUGGAGCUGGGUGGGGUGGAUGCAUUGUUGCGCUGACCACAGAAGACAAUGCAGACAAAUUCAUUGCUACUGUCAAGGAGCAGUUCUACGCCAACAACCCCGAUGCUGUAGGCCAGAAUAUUAAAAACCUCAUCUUCGCCACUCAGCCUGGUCAGGGGGUUCAGAUCUACAGCCCUCAUGCUGAUUUCAUUGUUAACUAGUCAGUUAUUGAUAUGAAUCCAGUGCCUUACAGUAAAUAGCUACUUAAUUGUGCCAAAGUAUAGCAAAACGAAUGCACACGUGGCAUAUGCUGUUUGGUCCCGUAUGAGGGUGCAUGUCGGUUGUUAUAAGCUAAUACUGAGAAGUGAUAUAUUGACAGAAGUAUUGUGACAUGUAGUGGAGAUUUUUGAGCUUUGUUAUCCCAAGAGUAUCACUUUACAAAUUUAGUUCUGGACGUUGGCAACACGUUGAUCUAUCUUACUUCUAAUAGUUUGGUGCACUUGUACUCACCAAAUGCACUUGAGUGUGGUCGUUAACUGCACGACAUAUGCCAUGUGCUCGAAAAUAGUUCGAUAUUUUAUCCAACUUAAGCUUAUUGACUAUCAUUUGUCUGUGAGAUAAAAUCGUGAAUUUAUUAUUUUACAAUUUAGUAAACCCAACUUUUACAUAAAAUUUACAUUUUGGCAGUGCUAAACUAAUUUGUUUAUAAGGACGUACCAACAAAUAAACAUUGUUUCAGAAGCAUAAGAAAGUUAGGAAAUAUUGGUUUAUACAGCCAACUUAUUUACAUUCUAAAGUGGAUUGUUGAGUGAAAUUGUACAUUCCUAAUCAAAUGUAUUGGAGACCAGAAUAAAAAUUAUCUGCCUGCAACCUUUAUCCUAGUACAAAGAUGGGUCUGUUAAAGAUGGAGAUAUUGGAUUUUCUGUUAUAGCUUCUGUUAUCUCCAUACUUUUUUAUUCCUUCGGAUGAGUGUUCCAGUCCAUUGGAAUUACUUUUUCAGUUGACAUUGAAAACAUAUUACUCGAAUAUAGGUAAAUAUGGAUCAGUGGUCAGGUUCUUUUUUAUAUUUGCAAAAUGAACAGCUAAGACUAAUUGGUUUACAAUUUUUAUCCUAAGUACACAUAUGAAUCCUGAAAAUAUAAAUUACGACUGUAAUUUUGAGAUGAUUAGAUUAUUGCAAUUAGUCAUGAUUUAAAUCUUCUUGUCUCCUCUUAGCUUGUCAGGUCUUUUGAACAAUAUUAAAAAUAAUGACUUUAUGCUUCAGAAGUUUUAACAUAAUUAUAGAUUUUGACAGCAUUUUCCAAUUCACCAUUGCUUAUUAAUUAUUUUGUAAACUGUACUGCAUUGGCAAUAACAAUUAAUUUGCUAUGCUAAUAAAAAUUGUUUUUUAGAUUUUUCAGUGAAUGUUAGUAAGUUCAACAGGUAUGAUAAUAAAUUAUGGGUAGUACAUAAAUCAAUCCCAUAGACACUCAAAAAUAAUAAUAUUUUGGCACUAUGUGCUAUAUUAUUCUAAACAGGUUCAAAUUUAUUUCAAUCUUUUGAAAGUUUUUUUGUUUUUUUUUUUACACACAGAAUUUAUAGUUCAAAUUUCUCUUUCUUUUGUUUUGCUCCUAAAGAAGUAAACUAACCACAACUUAGAUAAUACUCUGAUAUAAAAAUGGGUUGUAAGUUAGUAUCCUUUUAAAUAUUCAGAAAAACCCAUGUGGGUCGUCUCAUUACACUUCUUGAAUAUUUAUUUUGAUAUUGGUAUUUUGUAAGGAGAUAUAAAUAUUUUCUAUCAAUAAGAUUGUACCUAGGAUAUGUGCUACAUAGUUCAAUGAGUUCAGUGCCAUCUAAAGACAGCGCUAACAUCAUAAGAGUACUCUCUGUUGUAAAAACAUUGUAUAGCUCUCAGUUGCUGUGAAUGUACAAUAUGUAUUUCUCAAUAAAUAACUGAUAAUUUAACUUAAUGGAAUUACAACAUUUUACAGAUUGGUAAAAGUACUUUCCAUCACCAGUUCAGGGAUUAAUGAACUAAUAUGCCUCAUGAAAAUCAAUUUGAUGUUCUUAAAGAUUAAAAUUAUAUAUAUAUAUAUCCUACUUCAACUUUAGUAGGUUUUAGUUCCUCCAUAUUUCUAGUUUCAGUUCCUCUUUAGACUGAAUCUUGAAAUAUAUUUAGUUUUGCAUUGAAUUGUUAUUAAAAUGGAAAAUGGGUGCAAACUUUUUUAAAGUGUUAAAUUAUGUUAGUUUUAAUGAAUUUUUAAACAUAUUACUUAUAUUGAAUAUAAGUUAUAGUUGAUUGAUAGUGAUUAUGAAGUUAUAGUAUUUUCUUUAUCUUAGCAAACUAUAUAAACAUAUGGUUAUUUUUAUUGCUAUUUUACAAUAAUGAAAUGUUAGUUUGUAAAGUUUGUAAUCUGUAAAAAGAAAGUUAUAUAAAAAUAAUAAAAUAAAUUAUAUUUAAAAAAGUA